AUGACCUGCUUGUGAAGGCAAAUGUAGUUACUGUAGUGUUGGACAAAGGACGCAACACAUACAAGUUCACUCACUGUGCAUACCAGAGUCUAGUUCCAAACUCUACACACCAGAGUCUAGUUCCAAACGAGUCUAUUACUGAGUUUUGUAGAAAGCCUAGAGAUGGCUGAAGCGCCAAAUAACUUCAUGGACGAUGUCAACAAGAUCCGGAAUGACGAAUACGACCGCGAGCUGUGCGCUGCUGAGACUGAAGAAGAAAUGAGGGCGAUAGAAAGGGCCCAGAUCCUGUUUAAUGAGCAGAUGCAGGCAGAACAGCCAAGACCUCAGCUGCCACCAGUGGCGCCAGCACGACGACCCCAGGCCCAGGUCAUGUUGGCGGCAGCGCGGGGUGAACAGCCAGGAAAUCAGCCGCCACCAGUAGUACCACCAGGCCGGAUCCAGGCCGUCUUUGCUGCAGGACUCAGAGCGCAAAGACGACGAUACAACGACCAAAUGGUCCCCUUGGUCCUGCCAGCAGAUCCGCGGGCAGAACAGGCGAGACAGCAGCGGCCACCAGUAGCACCGGCGUGGGUUGAUGAACAAGGAAAUCAGCUGCCACCAGUAGCUCAACCACCACCACCACCCCAGGUCGUCUUUGCUCAAGGAGCGGAAAUACAACUACUCAACGCCCCAAUGGUCCCGUUGGUCCUGCCAGCAGAGCCGCCGGCAGAACAGGCGAGACAGCAGCGGCCACCAGUAGCACCGGCGCGGGGUGAACAGCCAGGAAAUCAGCCGCCACCAGUAGCUCAACCACCACCACCCCAGGUCGUCUUUGCUCCAGGAGCGCAAGCAGCACAAAGACGACGACGCAACGCCCCAAUGGUCCCGUUGGUCCUGCCAGCAGAGCCGCCGGCAGAACAGGCGAGACAGCAGCGGCCACCAGAAGCACCGGCGCGGGGUGAACAGCCAGGAAAUCAGCCGCCACCAGUAGCUCAACCACCACCACCCCAGGUGGUCUUUGCUCCAGGAGCGCAAGGAGAGCAAAGACGACGACGCAACGCCCCAAUGGUCCCGUUGGUCCUGCCAGCAGAGCCGCCGGCAGAACAGGCGAGACAGCAGCGGCCACCAGGAGCACCGGCGUGGGUUGAUGAACAAGGAAAUCAGCUGCCACCAGUAGCUCAACCACCACCACCACCCCAGGUCGUCUUUGCUCCAGGAGCGCAAGGAGAGCAAAGACGACGACGCAACGCCCCAAUGGUCCCGUUGGUCCUGCCAGCAGAGCCGCCGGCAGAACAGGCGAGACAGCAGCGGCCACCAGGAGCACCGGCGUGGGUUGAUGAACAAGGAAAUCAGCUGCCACCAGUAGCUCAACCACCACCACCACCCCAGGUCGUCUUUGCUCCAGGAGCGCAAGGAGAGCAAAGACGACGACGCAACGCCCCAAUGGUCCCGUUGGUCCUGCCAGCAGAGCCGCCGGCAGAACAGGCGAGACAGCAGCGGCCACCAGGAGCGCCACGACGAGGCCAGAAUGAAGGGGCAAACAAAGAUCGCCAAGCCUAGCCCUCUACAUGUAUAUGUCUUCAAAUUAGUCCUCGUCUUAUC
This is a messenger RNA of Sycon ciliatum, 1581 nucleotides long. RefSeq names its product basic salivary proline-rich protein 1-like. Lineage: Eukaryota; Metazoa; Porifera; Calcarea; Leucosolenida; Sycettidae. The transcript is spliced from 2 exons. The record is from RefSeq and is a predicted model, not a curated record. Bases 163 to 1539 code for a protein of 458 amino acids.